UGAGAGAUAAUGUCGCAACUGGACCCCUAUCAAUUUUGACUUUGUGGCUGUGCUAACUAGUGGAAACCAGCAGAUCACCGCAAACAGCAUUGAGCCCGGUGUAGAGGUCGAGAAAACCCUUGCUAACGCAUACGCUGUUUUGUACGUCAAAACUGGAAACGGAAAAAAUAAACUGCACGUGACUUCCAGACAGACACAUUUUGUCGGGUUCGAACGCUGUUUCGAUUCACCACGAUUUUACCGUUUGCUGACGACCUGUAUUUACAAUCAAAUUACUGGAUUUUAUUAGCAGAUUAGCUAGCUACGUCCACUGAUUUUGUGCAAAAGCGACUGUUUACAAGAUUGCAAGCUAGCGACCGACAUAGCUAGCCAGGUAAGCUUGUCAGAGUUAGUAAGCCAGAUGCCGAGUCGAGUUAGCAACUUGAAGCGGCGAAAGGGGAUGUGCACUGUUGCCUCAAGCGACUUCCAUCUCGAGGAGAGCAGUUCAGAUAAGAGUUCAGGGAACAGGAGGGAUGUUAAAAAAAUGAAAAUUGAAGACUCAAAAACAGAAAUGCCCCAGAAUGACUGGAUGGUUGACGGUUGUAGGGAGUCAACAACCAUUUCAGAGAGGCUCAGCUGUGAUGGUUGCGAGAGGCCUGAAAAUACAAGUUGUGGAGCACCACCAGACCUGGAGGAAUUGUGGGAGGGUAAAGAGAACGGUGUGAGAUUUGAGUUGAAUUACUGCCGAACAAACGGGUUGCCAGAGAAGAUGGAGGAUGACGAAACAGAAGAGGGUGUUGUGAUUGACAAGAGUGUCUUCCUUGAUGAUGACAGUAACCAGGUUCUUCCUGUGGAAAAGUUCUUCGGAAACAUGGAAGUUGUGCAGGAUUGUCCACAGAGAUCUACUACGGCCAAUUCGACUUUCAGCAGGAGGGAGCACAGGAGACGACAGUACUAUGCCAAAGAGGACAGUGAUGAAGAAGAGGGCUACACAGACAUGCAGCAAGAUCAAAUAGUUGACACUUAGUUUACAGAAAUAACCAAUUCCUAUCAAUGGGAUGGAUUAAAACUUGGCCUUAAACGACCUUAACAAGCCUAAUGUCACAGUUGAGCCUGGUAAAGUGGAUUCGUUCAACAGAACCAGGGUAUCAAGUUAUUAUUUUGCCAGCAUGUACCCUAAAGUUAUACAUUUUGUAUUGAUAUUUAAAAAUAUAUUUGCACUAACAACUUAACGCUUUUCAAUUAUCAGGACCUAUACUGUAUAUAUUGUUUAAAUGGUACAGGUUAAGUGCUCAGAUUCUAUUUUUUUAAUUAUCUUUUACUAUAUUAUUACGGAAUGCCUUAUCAAUAUGUAUGCAUAAUAUUUGUAGUCAAAGUUGCACUGCCAAUACAAGGAAACUUAAUUUUGUAGUUUCAA
Coregonus clupeaformis (lake whitefish) is the source of this 1396-nucleotide messenger RNA. RefSeq names its product UPF0688 protein C1orf174 homolog. NCBI's taxonomy places the organism in Eukaryota, Metazoa, Chordata, Actinopteri, Salmoniformes, Salmonidae. The transcript has 4 exons. The record is from RefSeq and is a predicted model, not a curated record. Bases 401 to 1006 code for a protein of 201 amino acids.